AUGCACUCAGAUCCCUCUGACCUCAGAUCCCUCCAUCCCUCCGCACUAAGAUCCCUCUGCACUCAGAUCCCUCCGCACUCAGAUCCCUCCGCACUCAGAUCCCUCUGCACUCAGAUCCCUCCGUACUCAGAUCCCUCCGCACUCAGAUCCCUCCGCACUCAGAUCCCUCUGCACUCAGAUCCCUCCGCACUCGGAUCCCUCCGCACUCAGAUUCCUCCGCACUCAGAUCCCUUUGCACUCAGAUCCCUCCGCAAUCAGAUCCCUCCGCACUCAGAUCCCUCCGCACUCAGAUUUCUCCGCACUCAGAUCUCUCCGCACUCAGAUCCCUCCGCACUCAGAUCCCUCCGCACUCAGAUCCCUCCGCACUCAGAUCCCUCUGCAUUCAGAUCCCUCCGCACUCAGAUUCCUCCGCACUCAGAUCACUCUGCACUCAGAUCCCUCUGCACUCAGAUCCCUUUGCACUCAGAUUCCUCCGCACUCAGAUCCCUCCGCACUCAGAUCCCUGCGCACUCAGAUUCCUCCGCACUCAGAUCCCUCCGCACUCAGAUCCCUCCGCACUCAGAUCCCUCUGCACUCAGAUUCUUCUGCACUCAGAUCCCUCUGCACUCAGAUCCCUCUGCACUCAGAUUUCUCUGCACUCAGAUCCCUCCGCACUCAGAUCCCUCCGCACUCAGAUUCCUCCGCACUGAGAUCCCUCCGCACUCAGAUCCCUCCGCACUCAUAUCCCUCCGCACUCAGAUCCCUCCGCACUCAGAUCCCUCCGCACUCAGAUCCCUCCGCACUCAGAUCCCACUGCACUCAGAUCCCUCUGCACUCAGAUCCCUCUGUACUCAGAUUCCUCCGCACUCAGAUCCCUCAGCACUCAGAUCCCUCCGCACUCAGAUUCCUCCGCAUUCAGAUCCCUCCGCACUCAGAUCCCUCCGCACUCAGAUCCCUCCGCACUCAGAUCCCUCCGCACUCAGAUCCCUAUGCACUGAGAUUCCUCCGCACUCAGAUCCCUCCGCACUCAGAUCCCUCCGCACUCAGAUCCCUCCGCACUCAGAUCCCUCUGCACUCAGAUCCCUCCGUACUCAGAUCCCUCCGCACUCAGAUCCCUCCGCACUCAGAUCCCUCUGCACUCAGAUCCCUCCGCACUCGGAUCCCUCCGCACUCAGAUUCCUCCGCACUCAGAUCCCUCUGCACUCAGAUCCCUCCGCACUCAGAUCCCUCCGCACUCAGAUCCCUCCGCACUCAGAUUUCUCCGCACUCAGAUCCCUCCGCACUCAGAUCCCUCCGCACUCAGAUUCCUCCGCACUGAGAUCCCUCCGCACUCAGAUCCCUCCGCACUCAGAUCCCUCCGCACUCAGAUCCCUCCGCACUCAGAUCCCUCCGCACUCUGAUCCCUCCGCACUCAGAUCCCACUGCACUCAGAUCCCUCUGCACUCAGAUCCCUCUAUCCCUCCGCACUCAGAUCCCUCCGCACUCAGAUCCCUCUGCACUCAGAUCCCUCCGCACUCGGAUCCCUCCGCACUCAGAUUCCUCCGCACUCAGAUCCCUCUGCACUCAGAUCCCUCCGCAAUCAGAUCCCUCCGCACUCAGAUCCCUCCGCACUCAGAUUUCUCCGCACUCAGAUCCCUCCGCACUCAGAUCCCUCCGCACUCAGAUCCCUCCGCACUCAGAUCCCUUCGCACUCAGAUCCCUCUGCAUUCAGAUCCCUCCGCACUCAGAUUCCUCCGCACUCAGAUCACUCUGCACUCAGAUCCCUCUGCACUCAGAUCCCUUUGCACUCAGAUUCCUCCGCACUCAGAUCCCUCCGCACUCAGAUCCCUCCGCACUCAGAUUCCUCCGCACUCAGAUCCCUCCGCACUCAGAUCCCUCCGCACUCUGAUCCCUCUGCACUCAGAUUCUUCUGCACUCAGAUCCCUCUGCACUCAGAUCCCUCUGCACUCAGAUUUCUCUGCACUCAGAUCCCUCCGCACUCAGAUCCCUCCGCACUCAGAUUCCUCCGCACUGAGAUCCCUCCGCACUCAGAUCCCUCCGCACUCAUAUCCCUCCGCACUCAGAUCCCUCCGCACUCAGAUCCCUCCGCACUCUGAUCCCUCCGCACUCAGAUCCCACUGCACUCAGAUCCCUCUGCACUCAGAUCCCUCUGUACUCAGAUUCCUCCGCACUCAGAUCCCUCAGCACUCAGAUCCCUCCGCACUCAGAUUCCUCCGCAUUCAGAUCCCUCCGCACUCAGAUCCCUCCGCACUCAGAUCCCUCCGCACUCAGAUCCCUCCGCACUCAGAUCCCUAUGCACUGAGAUUCCUCCGCACUCAGAUCCCUCCGCACUCAGAUCCCUCCGCACUCAGAUCCCUCCGCACUCAGAUCUCUCUGCACUCAGAUCCCUCUGCACUUAGAUUCCUCCGUACUCAGAUCCCUCUACACUCAGAUCCCUCUGCACUCAGAUUUCUCUGCACACAGAUCCCUCCGCACUCAGAUCCCUCCGCACGCAGAUCCCUCUGCACUCAGAUCCCUCCGCACUCAGAUUCCUCCGCACUCAGAUCCCUCCGCACUCAGAUCCCUCCGCACUCAGAUCCCUCUGCACUCAGAUUCCUCCGCACUCAGAUCCCUCUCCACUCAGAUCCCUCUGCACUCAGAUCCCUCUGCACUCAGAUUCCUCCGCACUCAGAUCCCUCCGCACUCAGAUCCCUCCGCACUCAGAUUCCUCCGCACUCAGAUCCCUCUGCACUCAGAUCCCUCCCACUCAGAUUCCUCCGCACUCAGAUCCCUCCGCACUCAGAUCCCUCCGCACUCAAAUCCCUCCGCACUCAGAUCCCUCGGCACUCAGAUCCCUCCGCACUCAGAUUCCUCCGCACUAAGAUCCCUCCGCACUCAGAUCCCUCCGCACUAAGAUCCCUCCGCACUCAGAUCCCUCUGCACUCAGAUCCCUCCGCACUCAGAUCCCUCUGCACUCAGAUCCCUCUGCACUCAGAUCCCUCCGCACUCAGAUCCCUCUGCACUAAGAUCCCUCUGCACUCAGAUCCCUCUGCACUCAGAUUCCUCCGCACUCAGAUCCCUCUGCACUCAGAUCCCUCUGCACUCAGAUCCCUCUCCACUCAGAUUCCUCUGCACACAGAUCCCUCCGCACUCAGAUCUCUCCGUACUCAGAUUCCUCUGCACUCAGAUCCCUGUGCAUUCAGAUCCCUCCGCACUCAAAUUCCUCCGCACUCAGAUCCCUCCCCACUCAGAUCCCUCCGCACUCAGAUCCCUCCGCACUCAGAUCCCUCCGCACUCAGAUCCCUCCGCACUCAGAUUCCUCUGCACUCAGAUCCCUCCGCACUCAGAUCCCUCCGCACUCAGAUCCCUACGCACUCAGAUCCCUCUGCACACAGAUCCCUCCGCACUCAGAUCCCUCCGCACUCAGAUCCCUCUACACUCAGAUCCUUACGCACUAUCCCUCCGCACUCAGAUCCCUCUGCACUCAGAUCCCUCUGCACUCAGAUCCCUCUGCACUCAGAUUCCUCCGCACUCAGAUCCCUCUGCACUCAGAUCCCUCUGCACUCAGAUUCCUCCGCACUCAGAUCCCUCCGCACUCAGAUCCCUCCGCACUCAGAUCCCUCAGCACUCAGAUCCCUUUGCACUCAGAUCCCUCUGCACUCAGAUCCCUCUGCACUCAGAUCCCUCUGCACUCAGAUCCCUCUGCACUCAGAAUCCACCGUACUCAGAUCCCUCCGCACUCAGAUCUCUCCGCACUCAGAUUCCUCCGCACUCAGAUCCUUCUGCACUCAGAUCCCUCCGCACACAGAUCCCUCCGCACUCAGAUCCCUCCGCACUCAGAUCCCUCCGCACUCAGAUCCCUCCGCACUCAGAUUCCUCCGCACUCAGAUUCCUCCGCACUCAGAUCCCUCCGCACUCAGAUCCCUCCGCACUCAGAUCCCUCCGCACUCAGAUCCCUCUGCACUCAGAUCCCUCCGCACUCAGAUCCCUCCGCACUCAGAUCCCUCUGCACUCAGAUUCCUCCGCACUCAGAUCCUCCGCACUCAGAUCCCUCCGCACUCAGAUCCUUCUGCACUCAGAUCCCUCCGCACUCAGAUCCCUCCGCACUCAGAUCCCUCCGCACUCAGAUCCCUCCGCACUCAGAUCCCUCCGCACUCAGAUUCCUCCGCACUCAGAUUCCUCCGCACUCAGAUCCCUCCGCACUCAGAUCCCUCCGCACUCAGAUCCCUCUGCACUCAGAUCCCUCUACACUCAGAUCCCUCUGCACUCAGAUUCCUCCGCACUCAGAUCCCUCCACACUCAAAUCCCUCCGCACUCAGAUUCCUCCGCACUCAGAUCCCUCCGCACUCAGAUCCCUCCGCACUCAGAUCCCUACGCACUCAGAUCCCUCUGCACUCAGAUUCCUCCGCACUCAGAUUCCUCCGCACUCAGAUCCCUCCGCACUCAGAUCCCUCUGCACUCAGAUCCCUCUGCACUCAGAUUCCUCCGCACUCAGAUCCCUCUCCACUCAGAUCCCUCUGCACUCAGAUCCCUCUGCACUCAGAUUCCUCCGCACUCAGAUCCCUCCGCACUCAGAUCCCUCCGCACUCAGAUUCCUCCGCACUCAGAUCCCUCUGCACUCAGAUCCCUCGGCACUCAGAUUCCUCCGCACUCAGAUCCCUCCGCACUCAGAUCCCUCCGCACUCAGAUCCCUCCGCACUCAAAUCCCUCUGCACACAGAUCCCUCCGCACUCAGAUCCCUCUGCACUCAGAUCCCUCUGCACUCAGAUCCCUCCGCACUCAGAUCCCUCUGCACUCAGAUCCCUCUGCACUCAGAUUCCUCCGCACUCAGAUCCCUCCGCACUCAGAUUCCUCCGCACUCAGAUCCUUCUGCACUCAGAUCCCUCCGCACUCAGAUCCCUCCGCACUCAGAUCCCUCCGCACUCAGAUCCCUCCGCACUCAGAUCCCUCAGCACUCAGAUCCCUUUGCACUCAGAUCCCUCUGCACUCAGAUCCCUCUGCACUCAGAUCCCUCUGCACUCAGAUCCCUCUGCACUCAGAUCCACCGCACUCAGAUCCCUCCGCACUCAGAUCCCUCCGCACUCAGAUUCCUCCGCACUCAGAUCCUUCUGCACUCAGAUCCCUCCGCACUCAGAUCCCUCCGCACUCAGAUCCCUCCGCACUCAGAUCCCUCCGCACUCAGAUCCCUCCGCACUCAGAUUCCUCCGCACUCAGAUUCCUCCGCACUCAGAUCCCUCCGCACUCAGAUCCCUCCGCACUCAGAUCCCUCCGCACUCAGAUCCCUCUGCACUCAGAUCCCUCCGCACUCAGAUCCCUCCGCACUCAGAUCCCUCUGCACUCAGAUUCCUCCGCACUCAGAUCCCUCCGCACUCAGAUUCCUUCGCACUCAGAUCCUUCUGCACUCAGAUCCCUCCGCACUCAGAUCCCUCCGCACUCAGAUCCCUCCGCACUCAGAUCCCUCCGCACUCAGAUCCCUCCGCACUCAGAUUCCUCCGCACUCAGAUUCCUCCGCACUCAGAUCCCUCCGCACUCAGAUCCCUCCGCACUCAGAUCCCUCUGCACUCAGAUCCCUCUACACUCAGAUCCCUCUGCACUCAGAUUCCUCCGCACUCAGAUCCCUCCACACUCAGAUCCCUCCGCACUCAGAUUCCUCCGCACUCAGAUCCCUCCACACUCAGAUCCCUCCGCACUCAGAUCCCUACGCACUCAGAUCCCUCUGCACUCAGAUUCCUCCGCACUCAGAUUCCUCCGCACUCAGAUCCCUCCGCACUCAGAUCCCUCUGCACUCAGAUCCCUCUGCACUCAGAUUCCUCCGCACUCAGAUCCUCUCCACUCAGAUCCCUCUGCACUCAGAUCCCUCUGCACUCAGAUUCCUCCGCACUCAGAUCCCUCCGCACUCAGAUCCCUCCGCACUCAGAUUCCUCCGCACUCAGAUCCCUCUGCACUCAGAUCCCUCGGCACUCAGAUUCCUCCGCACUCAGAUCCCUCCGCACUCAGAUCCCUCCGCAUCAGAUCCCUCCGCACUCAGAUCCCUCUGCACUCAGAUCCCUCCGCACUCAGAUCCCUCUGCACUCAGAUCCCUCUGCACUCAGAUCCCUCCGCACUCAGAUCCCUCUGCACUCAGAUCCCUCUGCACUCAGAUUCCUCCGCACUCAGAUCUCUCCGCACUCAGAUUCCUCCGCACUCAGAUCCUUCUGCACUCAGAUCCCUCUGCACUCAGAUCCCUCGGCACUCAGAUUCCUCCGCACUCAGAUCCCUCCGCACUCAGAUCCCUCCGCACUCAGAUCCCUCCGCACUCAGAUCCCUCUGCACUCAGAUCCCUCCGCACUCAGAUCCCUCUGCACUCAGAUCCCUCUGCACUCAGAUCCCUCCGCACUCAGAUCCCUCUGCACUCAGAUCCCUCUGCACUCAGAUCCCUCUGCACUCAGAUUCCUCCGCACUCAGAUCCCUCUGCACUCAGAUCCCUCUGCACUCAGAUUCCUCCGCACUCAGAUCCCUCCGCACUCAGAUCCCUCCGCACUCAGAUCCCUCCGCACUCAGAUCCCUCCGCACUCAGAUCCCUCUGCACUCAGAUCCCUCUGCACUCAGAUUCCUUCCGCACUCAGAUCCCUCCGCACUCAGAUCCCUCUGCACUCAGAUUCCUCCGCACUCAGAUCCCUCCGCACUCAGAUCCCUCCGCACUCAGAUCCCUCCGCACUCAGAUCCCUCCGCACUCAGAUCCCUCCGCACUCAGAUCCCUCCGCACUCAGAUCCCUUCGCACUCAGAUCCCUCCGCACUCAAAUCCCUCCGCACUCAGAUUCCUCCGCACUCAGAUCCCUCCGCACUCAGAUCCCUCCGCACUCAGAUCCCUCCGCACUCAGAUCCCUCCGCACUCAGAUCCCUCCACACUCAGAUCCCUCCGCACUCAGAUCCCUCCGCACUCAGAUCCCUCCGCACUCAGAUCUUUCCGCACUCAGAUCACUCCGCACUCAGAUCCCUCCGCACUCAGAUCCCUCUGCACUCAGAUCCCUCCGCACUCAGAUCCCUCCGCACUCAGAUCCCUCCGCACUCAGAUCCCUCCGCACUCAGAUCCCUCCGCACUCAGAUCCCUCCGCACUCAGAUCCCUCCGCACUCAGAUCCCUCAGCACUCAGAUCCCUUUGCACUCAGAUCCCUCUGCACUUAGAUCCCUCUGCACUCAGAUUCUUCCGCACUCAGAUCCCUCCGCACUCAGAUCCCUCUGCACUCAGAUCCCUCCGCACUCAGAUCCCCCCGCACUCAGAUCCCUCCGCACUCAGAUCCCUCCGCACUCAGAACCCUCCGCACUCAGAAUCCCUCCGCACUCAGAUCCCUCCGCACUCAGAUCCCUCCGCACUCAGAUCCCUCCGCACUCAGAUCCCUCCGCACUCAGAUCCCUCCGCACUCAGAUCCCUCCGCACUCAGAUCCCUCUGCACUCAGAUCCCUCCGCACUCAGAUCCCUCCGCACUCAGAUCCCUCCACACUCAGAUUCCUCCACACUCAGAUCCCUCCGCACUCAGAUCCCUCCGCACUCAGAUCCCGCAGCACUCAGAUCCCUUUGCACUCAGAUCCCUCAGCACUCAGAUCCCUCUGCACUCAGAUUCUUCCGCACUCAGAUCCCUCCGCACUCAGAUCCCUCUGCACUCAGAUUCCUCCGCACUCAGAUCCCUCCGCACUCAGAUCCCUCCGCACUCAUAUCCCUCCGCACUCAGAUCCCUCCGCACUCAGAUCCCUCCGCACUCAAAUCCCUCCGCACUCAGAUCCAUCUGCACUCAGAUCCCUCUGCACUCAGAUCCCUCUGCACUCAGAUUCCUCCGCACUCAGAUCCCUCUGCACUCAGAUUCCUCCGCACUCAGAUCCCUCCGCACUCAGAUCCCUCCGCACUCAGAUCCCUCCGCACUCAGAUCCCUCCGCACUCAGAUCCCUCCACACUCAGAUCCCUCCGCACUCAGAUCCCUCCGCACUCAGAUCCCUCCGCACUCAGAUCUUUCCGCACUCAGAUCCCUCCGCACUCAGAUCCCUCCGCACUCAGAUCCCUCUGCACUCAGAUCCCUCCGCACUCAGAUCCCUCCGCACUCAGAUCCCUCCGCACUCAGAUCCCUCCGCACUCAGAUUCCUCCGCACUCAGAUCCCUCCGCACUCAGAUCCCUCCGCACUCAGAUCCCUCAGCACUCAGAUCCCUUGCACUCAGAUCCCUCUGCACUCAGAUCCCUCUGCACUCAGAUUCUUCCGCACUCAGAUCCCUCCGCACUCAGAUCCCUCUGCACUCAGAUCCCUCCGCACUCAGAUCCCCCCGCACUCAGAUUCCUCCGCACUCAGAUCCCUCCGCACUCAGAUCCCUCCGCACUCAGAUCCCUCCGCACUCAGAUCCCUCCGCACUCAGAUCCCUCCACACUCAGAUCCCUCCGCACUCAGAUCCCUCCGCACUCAGAUCCCUCCGCACUCAGAUCUUUCCGCACUCAGAUCCCUCUGCACUCAGAUCCCUCCGCACUCAAAUCCCUCCGCACUCAGAUCCCUCCACACUCAGAUUCCUCCACACUCAGAUCCCUCCGCACUCAGAUCCCUCCGCACUCAGAUCCCGCAGCACUCAGAUCCCUUGCACUCAGAUCCCUCAGCACUCAGAUCCCUCUGCACUCAGAUUCCUCCGCACUCAGAUCCCUCCGCACUCAGAUCCCUCUGCACUCAGAUUCCUCCGCACUAAGAUCCCUCCGCACUCAGAUCCCUCCGCACUCAGAUCCUCCGCACUCAGAUCCCUCCGCACUCAGAUCCCUCCGCACUCAAAUCCCUCCGCACUCAGAUCCAUCUGCACUCAGAUCCCUCUGCACUCAGAUCCCUCUGCACUCAGAUUCCUCCGCACUCAGAUCCCUCUGCACUCAGAUCCCUCUGCACUUAGAUCCCUUUGCACUCAGAUUUCUCCGCACACAGAUCCCUCCGCACUCAGAUCCCUCCGCACUCAGAUUCCUCCGCACUCAGAUCCCUCUGCACUCAGAUCCCUCCGCACUCAGAUUCCUCCGCACUCAGAUCCCUCCCCACUCAGAUCCCUCCGCACACAGAUCCCUCCGCACUCAGAUCCCUCCGCACUCAGAUCCCUCCGCACUCAGAUUCCUCUGCACUCAGAUCCCUCCGCACUCAGAUCCCUCCGCACUAAGAUCCCUCCGCACUCAAAUCCCUCUGCACUCAGAUCCCUCCGCACUCAGAUCCCUCUGCACUCAGAUCCCUCCGUACUCAGAUCCCUCUGCACUCAGAUCCCUCCGCACUCAGAUCCCUCUGCACUCAGAUCCCUCUACACUCAGAUUCCUCCGCACUCAGAUCCCUCUACACUCAGAUCCCUCUGCACUCAGAUCCCUCUGCACUCAGAUUCCUCCGCACUCAGUUCCCUCCGCACUCAGAUCCCUCCGCACUCAGAUCACUCCGCGUUUAGAUCCCUCCGCACUCAGAUCCCUCUGCACUCAGAUCCCUCCACACUCAGAUCCCUCCGCACUCAGAUCCCUCCGCACUCAGAUCCCUCUGCACUCAGAUUCCUCCGCACUCAGAUCCCUCCGCACUCAGAUCCCUCCGCACUCAGAUCCCUCUGCACUCAGAUCCCUCUCCACUCAGAUCCCUCUGCACUCAGAUUCCUCCACACUCAGAUCCCUCUACACUCAGAUCCCUCUGCACUCAGAUCCCUCUGCACUCAGAUCCCUCCGCACUCAGAUCCCUCCGCACUCAGAUCCCUCCGCACUCAGAUUCCUCUGCACUAA
This is a messenger RNA of Closterium sp. NIES-65, 9696 nucleotides long. The record is from the annotation of a GenBank genome assembly. NCBI's taxonomy places the organism in Eukaryota, Viridiplantae, Streptophyta, Zygnematophyceae, Desmidiales, Closteriaceae.